This is a messenger RNA of Phytomonas sp. EM1, 624 nucleotides long. NCBI's taxonomy places the organism in Eukaryota, Euglenozoa, Kinetoplastea, Trypanosomatida, Trypanosomatidae. The record is from the annotation of a GenBank genome assembly.
AUGCUAGUUGUCGCCAGCUACACCAUCGUCAUGCAGCGAAAAAAAUUUCGCGACGGACAAGCUUUGAGAAACAGGGAUUCUGAUGAGCAAAUAACGCGUGGCGUUCCCUUGGAGAUGGAAUUUCCGGUGCAAAGGAACCUACACCCCGCCAGAGAUUCUCAAGAAGCUGUGCAAUCCAUGUCUUCGGGGAUUGCCUCGACAGGGGGCCACGGCGGCCCCCUCCAUCAGUCUGAAAACGAGAGAAACAUCCCCCUUACCUCACGUACUCUCAACGAACCUUUCCAUCAUGAAGGGCGUAGAUCCUCAAUAACACCGCACCGCAUCUAUCCUGAGGCAUUGUACCAUGAUCCUGUUAUGGCCUAUUAUAUCUAUGAAAGCGCUGAUCCACAUCUUAGGAAUAUUGGACAUGAAUAUCAGGAUAAUCUUUUCCCUUUAACCUCAUUCGAUGAAAAAAGCAGGAUGAGCCGAGGGUCCUCGGAGAUCGUAUACGGUCAUGCCCGUUACUUGAGUAAUAGUGUUGUAUCCAAUAUCCCCUCGGAUGAGAUCAUUUACUAUCAUGGAGGAGGAAUACAAUGCGAUUGCACGGACUAUAAUACGGGUGAAAAGUCAGAUUCUAUGGUUUAA